CAAGAAAGCAUGUGCGUGGUGGCAACGGAUUCAGUGAUAGAUAGAUACCGGAACAUUAUAUCCUCCACUAAAUAAUAAACAAAACUUAAAUUAUAUUUGGACCCCUAAGGAAAAUCCAAGAAGCAUGCGCUGAACCGGACCUUGUAUGCCGUCGCAAGGAUGACGUUAGGAUACGUUGAAUCAGGUUGUUAGGUAAUCCUUUGCUCGGCCGGGCGGCCAGGGUCUCGCGAGGCGCUUCUUGAAGUCUCUUCUCUUUCUUAUUUGACACGUGGAGUCGGCACGCGAUCGAAGCCCCGAUCCGGGCGUGGAAGGCCGCCCCGAGCCAGCGUGGACUCUUCCCACCUUUAUUUAAUAUUUUAUUUGGACUGCCAAAUCCCCAAAGGAAAACCCACACCAACAAACCCCAAAGAUCCCUUCUAAGCUCCUCCCCAGCCCUCGUAUAUAUAUAUAUAUAUUUAUCCCCAAGCAAACCAGAACAGACUCAAAAGUCCUCCUCUUCCCUUCACUUCUUUCGUUUCUUCUCCUACCAAUGGGCAAGGGCGAGUGGUACAGAGGCCGGACUAUCGGCCGCGGGUCCUCCGCCACCGUCUCCCUCGCUACGAUCACCGCCUCCGGCGAGGUCUUCGCGGUCAAGUCGGCGGAGCUCUCUCGCGCCGGGAUGCUUCGGAGGGAGCAGAGGAUCCUCGCGAAUCUGAGUUAUCCUCACGUCGUCUCCUACCUUGGCUUUGACAUCACCUCCGAAACAAACGGUGUAUACUACAAUCUCUUCAUGGAGUACGCCACCAGGGGCUCGCUCUCCGACGAGAUCGAGAAGCAGGGCGGCCGCCUCGACGAGCCGACGAUUCGGUCCUACAGCUGCCAAAUUCUCCGCGGGCUGGCCUACCUCCACUCCAACAGCAUCGCCCAUUGCGACGUCAAGGGCCGGAACGUCCUGAUCGGAUCCGACGGCCGCGCAAUGAUCGCCGACUUGGGCUGCGCACGGUGGAUGGCUGAUGAGGAUGGCAGAGGCUGCCUCCAAUUGAGGGGGACGCCGAUGUACAUGGCGCCGGAGGCGGCGCGAGGAGAGGAACAGGGGACGCCGGCCGACGUCUGGGCGUUGGGGUGCACCGUCGUGGAGAUGGCCACCGGGCGCGCGCCUUGGCCGGAAUUCUCCGAUCCGAUCGCCGCCCUCCACCGGAUUGCCUUCUCCACCGACGUGCCGGAGCUACCCAGCUGGAUCUCCGACGAGGGGAAGGACUUCUUGGACAGAUGCCUAAGAAGAGAUCCCAACGAGCGGUGGACGGCGGAGCAGCUUCUCAAGCAUCCAUUCGUGGCAUCGUCGGCGAAUUGCCUCCCGAGCUCGAAUUCAACUCCCAAAUGGAUCUCCCCCAAGAGCACUCUCGAUCAGGCCUUCUGGGAAUCAAUAUCAGACGAAGAAGAAGAGGUCGACAAAGUCGAAAACUCAUCGAAUGAUCCAUCACAGAGAAUUCAGCAUCUCGCCACCGCCGCCGCCGGCGUCGGCGUUCCCGACUGGACAUGGGACGACAGCUGGAUGACCAUCAGAACAGACGGCAGGGAAUGCGAGAUCAUUCCACGGGUCGAGGAAGAUAAAACCCCGUCUCCGGUAGACGGGCCGACCACCGGCGGCAGCCCGCCGACUUAUUCGUCGGUCGGCAGGAGCGGCGAAAUUCUCACGACGAGCGGCAGCGGUGGAAGCAGCAGCGAAGAAUUCAUGUUAAGCACUAAUCACAUGGGCGGAGAGGAGGAUUUCCUCUCCGAUUCAGAUAAUAAUUAUGCCUUCAUCGACGAUUAUAAUUGUAAUAAUCCAAGUCUAGUACAGGCAGAGGAGGGAAAUGAGAGGGUGCUCCUUAGCUGUAGAAAAGAUGCUGCUGUAUUCAGUAAUGGUAAUUGUAAUUCAGUGAAUCAGAAGCAAAGACAUCCUGUUUGCGUUUUUAAAUUGGUGCUUUCCUUUGCAUCCAGUUGGCUCUUUGCUUUUGUCUUUAUCUUUUUGUUCCUCCUCAAGAGAAGCUUUAGUACCAAGGAUUGGGAGAUGGACGGAAGCUGUGAGGAUGGCGUGGAUCUAAUGAUCUGA
This is a messenger RNA of Phoenix dactylifera (date palm), 2071 nucleotides long. NCBI's taxonomy places the organism in Eukaryota, Viridiplantae, Streptophyta, Magnoliopsida, Arecales, Arecaceae. The record is from RefSeq and is a predicted model, not a curated record.